Phyllostomus hastatus (greater spear-nosed bat) is the source of this 2310-nucleotide messenger RNA. RefSeq names its product protein kinase C substrate 80K-H (gene PRKCSH). The transcript has 18 exons. The coding region runs from base 43 to 1938 and encodes 631 amino acids. Gene Ontology annotation, cellular component: glucosidase II complex. Gene Ontology annotation, molecular function: protein binding; calcium ion binding. The record is from RefSeq and is a predicted model, not a curated record. Gene Ontology annotation, biological process: liver development; N-glycan processing. Lineage: Eukaryota; Metazoa; Chordata; Mammalia; Chiroptera; Phyllostomidae.
AGCGGACUUCCCCACGCUGGCAUAGAUGGGUCCCUUCUUGGAAUGGAGGGGGUGCCAAGCCUGUUCCCCGCCCUUGCCUCUAAUGUGGCGGCCUUUGGCCUGAGCUUGACUGCCCUUAGCCUUGGAAGAAGUCGAAAGCCGGUCUUGGGAAGCCCGAGCGUUGUCGGAGGCCGCCCAGCACAGGGGAGACGUCAUGACUGGGUUGGGACCAAAGGGCCGACUAGGGAUCACCCUCGUCCCGGAUCUGUCAGUUUGGGUUCCUCUGAGUCUGGGAAUGCACUUUCCGACGGUUUGGCUGGGCUUCGCAGCAGCUACCAAUUGCUAGAACCGGUUUCCGGCCUCGGAUCAUCUGGCAAAAUGUUACUGUUGCUGCUGCUGCUCCCCGUGUGCUGGGCCGUGGAGGUCAAGCGGCCCCGGGGCGUCCCUCUCACCAACCAUCAUUUCUACGAUGAGUCCAAGCCUUUCACUUGCCUGGAUGGUUCGACCACCAUCCCUUUCGAUCAGGUCAACGAUGACUACUGUGACUGCAAGGAUGGCUCAGAUGAGCCAGGCACGGCCGCCUGUCCUAACGGCAGCUUUCACUGCACCAAUACUGGCUACAAGCCCUUGUAUAUCUCCUCCAGAUGGGUCAACGAUGGAGUGUGUGACUGCUGCGACGGGACGGAUGAGUACAAUAGUGGGAUCGUCUGUGAGAACACUUGCAAAGAGAAGGGCCGCAAGGAGAGAGAGACAUUGCAGCAGAUGGCAGAGGUUACCCGUGAGGGGUUCCGCCUGAAGAAGAUCCUUAUUGAGGACUGGAAGAAGGCCCGGGAGGAGAAGCAGCAAAAGCUCACUGAGCUACAGGCUGGAAAGAAGUCCCUGGAGGACCAGGUGGAGGUGCUGCGGAUAGUGAAGGAGGAGGCCGAGAAGCCAGAGAAGGAGGCCAAAGACCGGCACCAGAAGCUGUGGGAAGAGCAGCAGGCUGCCUCCAAGGCCCAGCGGGAGCAGGAGCUGGCGGCCAGCGCCUUCCAGGAACUGGAUGACAACACGGACGGGGUGGUGUCAGUGGCUGAGCUGCAGACCCACCCGGAGCUGGACACAGAUGGGGACGGGGUGCUGUCAGAAGGGGAAGCCCAGACGCUGCUCGGGGGAGACAUGCAGAUGGAUGCUGCCUCUUUCCAUGACCGUGUCUGGGCUGCCAUCAGGGACAAGUACCAGUCCGAGGUGCUGCCCACCAGCCCACCAGUGCCUUCUGUGCCUGACCUGACGGAGUCCAAGGAGGAGCAGCCCCCGGUGCCCCAACCCUCACAGCCUGUGGAGGAGGAGGAGGAAGAAGGAGAAACAGAGGAGGAAGAGGAAGAGGAGGAGGAGGAUUUCCAGGAGGCCCCGCCCCCACUCACGCCCCCUCAGCCGGGCAGCCCCACCAAGGAGGAGAAAAUGCCACCUUAUGAUGAGCAGACGCAGGCCUUCAUUGAUGCCGCCCAGGAGGCCCGCAACAAGUUUGAGGAGGCUGAACGGUCCUUGAAGGACAUGGAGGAGUCCAUCAGGAACCUGGAGCAGGAGAUUUCCUUUGACUUUGGCCCCAAUGGGGAGUUCGCUUACCUGUACAGCCAGUGCUACGAGCUCACCACCAACGAGUACGUCUACCGGCUCUGUCCCUUCAAGCUUGUCUCACAGAAACCCAAGCUCGGCGGCUCCCCCACCAACCUCGGCACCUGGGGCUCUUGGGCCGGCCCUGAACAUGACAAGUUCAGCGCCAUGAAGUACGAACAGGGCACUGGCUGCUGGCAAGGCCCGAACCGCUCCACCACGGUGCGCCUGCUGUGCGGGAAGGAGACUGUGGUGACCAGUACCACGGAGCCCAGUCGAUGCGAGUACCUCAUGGAGCUGAUGACACCUGCCGCCUGCCCAGAGCCACCCCCUGAACCACCUGCAGACAGCGAGCAUGAUGAGCUCUAGCCCCACGAGCCCGAGCCCUACCCCUACCCAGCAGAGAACCUCAAGACGUGGAACCAGCUCCCAGUGGUGCUGCCUACCUGCCCCACAGUCUGGAUGAAGGCCUGGCCCUCCAAGUCUCCUUGCCCUCCCCACAGGCAGGAACCAUGAGAGGCCCCCUGCCCUGUUUUCAGGGGGUCAGGUGGCGCAGAGCCAUUUCCAAAGCCUCAGUGACCCCCAAAGAUAGACUGAAGGAGUGCACCCUCCCUGGGCCCUGAGCCUAGUGGCUCACUGCCCACCCAACCUGACCCCCUGCCCAGGGCAUCUGCCUCCCCUGCUGGUGGGGACGGGGAAUUGACUGUGACCUUGAAACAAUAAAUGACACCCCCCAACCCA